Messenger RNA from Arachis duranensis, 922 nucleotides. RefSeq names its product ethylene-responsive transcription factor RAP2-3. Gene Ontology annotation, molecular function: DNA-binding transcription factor activity; DNA binding. NCBI's taxonomy places the organism in Eukaryota, Viridiplantae, Streptophyta, Magnoliopsida, Fabales, Fabaceae. Gene Ontology annotation, biological process: ethylene-activated signaling pathway; regulation of DNA-templated transcription. The record is from RefSeq and is a predicted model, not a curated record.
CUUAUGGGCUGAGCUCGAUCCUUUCUCCGACUUCCUUGGUUUUGACGCCGCCACGGUCACCGCCAACAACUCCAACAACAAGGAUCAGCCACCAAUUCCUCAAAUCCCAGAUAACAACAACAACAACAACAAAGUGGUAGCAUGUGACAAGGUACUAGGAAAGGAAAAAACGGUUGUUGGUGGUGGCGCAGAAGAUAAGAAGACGAAAGGUCCCAAUCCACGUCAGAGGGUCCGUAAGAACGUCUACAGAGGAAUCAGACAGAGGCCCUGGGGCAAGUGGGCUGCAGAGAUAAGGGACCCACACAAAGGAGUCCGUGUCUGGCUCGGCACGUUCAACACUGCCGAAGAGGCCGCUAGAGCCUACGACGACGCUGCCAGACGCAUCCGCGGCAACAAAGCCAAGCUCAAUUUUCCGGAUGCUUCUGAGGACAACGUCGUGGUAGCCCCUCCAUUGGCCAAGAAGCAGUGUCUUGGCAAUGAGAUGCUGUCUCAGGUCGAAAUUCAGUCACUUGUGCCACCACUUAUCUCUACCGUGCAAACUGGCAGCGACAAUGGAAGCAUAGAGGGAUUGGAUUCUGACCUAUCACAGCAGAUCUCGGAUCUUGAAUGGUUUCUCGGAUCGGAGAAUGAGCAACCGUUGCAAAUAGGUGGUGAUGCCGUUUGGAACGACGUUAACAACUACAACGAUAACAACAAUAAUAUGGACCUGUGGAUGCUGGACGACGUCGUUAUGCCCAACCGUUACAUGGUGUAAUAAGAAAUUAAUGGAAAUUUUUGGGGCAAAAUGGUCAGAUGCAAAAUGCAACACCAGAAGUGCUGCAUGGAUUUUACUAAAGCUUAUUUAUUAGUAGUAGUAUUUCGUAGCUUCUUAAAGUGGAGAUUAUUGUAUAAAACUAUGUGAAAAUUGUGUUCGUUGAUUUUC